Molecule: messenger RNA, 1118 nt
Organism: Macrobrachium nipponense
Lineage: Eukaryota; Metazoa; Arthropoda; Malacostraca; Decapoda; Palaemonidae
Product: proteasome subunit alpha type-6-like
Exons: 7
Coding region: 83-823 (246 amino acids)
Biological process (GO): proteasomal protein catabolic process; ubiquitin-dependent protein catabolic process
Cellular component (GO): proteasome core complex, alpha-subunit complex; nucleus; proteasome core complex
Source: RefSeq, a predicted model, not a curated record
AGUGCUGUAAUCAAACAAAUGGAAGUCGACGGUUCGCUGUCUGCCUCCACUACGGUAACAACAGAACUUCACGUCAUCCAAAAUGAGUAGAGGAACCUCUGCAGGAUUUGACCGGCAUAUAACUAUAUUUUCGCCCGAGGGCCGAUUGUAUCAAGUCGAAUAUGCAUUUAAAGCCAUUAAUCAAGGUGGUCUGACAUCAGUAGCAUGUAAAGGGGAAGAUACAGCAGUAUGUGUCACACAGAAGAAAAUUCCAGAUAAGUUGUUAGACCCAGCAACAGUAACCCACAUAUCCAGGCUUACCCAAAAUAUUGGAUGUGUGAUGACCGGAAUGAUUCCUGACAGCAGGUACCAAGUGACUGUAGCCCAGAAUGAGGCCAACAACUUCAAAUACAAGUAUGGCUAUGAAAUUCCCAUUAAUGUUCUUUGCCGCCGUAUUGCAGACAUCAAUCAAGUUUAUACUCAGAAUGCUGAAAUGAGGCCUUUAGGAUGCAGUAUGAUUUUGAUUGGAUAUGAUGAUGAGCUUGGCCCAUGUGUGUACAAGACUGAUCCUGCCGGAUAUUAUUCUGGGAAUAGAGCUUGUUCAGCUGGUGUGAAGCAAGUGGAAGCCAACAGUUUUCUGGAGAAAAAGUACCGAAAGAAGACAUCAUAUGGCCAUGAUGAAGUGAUUCAGCUUGCCAUCACAUGUCUUAUGCAAGUGCUUUCAGCAGAUUUUAAACCCACUGAAAUAGAGGUAGCUGUAGUCUCAAAAGAAGAACCUAAAUUCAGAACUCUGACAGAGCAAGAAAUUGACUACCAUCUAACUUCUAUUGCUGAGAGAGAUUAGAGAAGGCGAGUCAAGAUCAACCUGACAUCAUUUAGACAAGAAAUUAUUUAUCUUACUUGGAUUGUUUGAUGCAGACCUAAUUUAUAUUUGUUGCAAUAAGGAAAGGACUUGGUUCAGUAAUAUUUACAUAAGCUUAGGAUUCUCAGUAAGUUUGAAAAUUGUCAACUUUAUAUACAUUUUUUUUUUGCUAUACAGUACCAAGCUUAUUAACUACCUUGUUUUGAUUUAUGUGUAACAAAAAUUUAUAUUACUUGUAAUACAAAUUCUCUUGACUAAUAAAUGUCAAGUAAGAGAA